CUUUGGGGACUACGUUGGCAAUAUAUAUACCAAAAGAUGCAAUUUUUCAUAGUUUCGCACCAAAGAGAUCGCGGGAACACAAUUUGUAUUUAUGUUGUUGCUUUGACUUGAUUCUCAUCCCAGUCAAGAACGCCUUUCCGUCCUGUAUCGAUCGAUCCUGGAAGAAUUCUACGUCGCCGAUCAGUGAAUUCCAGAAAAAUUUAGUACGAAGUGAUGGAUGGUAAGAUUCUUAUGCAACAUUCCAAAGGGCAGUAUCCUUUCCUGGAUGCAGUAUGUUAUGCUGAUAACAAUGAGGAUAUUGAUCCGUCUGGUCCGAACAGUGUCGAAAAGACGAAGAGGGGAUCAAAAGUUGUUGGUGGAGGCCUGCGGCAGUACAGUAACAUGGUCUGUAUGAAGGUCAAAGACAAGGGAAGAACCACUUACAGUGAGGUUGCAGAUGAAAUAAUAGCUGAUUUUAGAGCAACGGAAGUGAAUUCUUCAGUUUCUAUGAACGAGUCUGAUGAGAAGAAUAUACGUAGACGGGUAUAUGAUGUAUUAAAUGUCCUUAUGGCUCUUGACAUUGUUACAAAGGACAGAAAGGAAAUCCAAUGGAAGGGACUGCCUACUUCAGCUGGAGUUGAUAUGGACGAAAUUAAGGGGAUGCGUGCUAAGCUGAAAGAUGAGAUUAAUAAGAAAGCUGCAUAUUUGAAAGACCUAGAAGACCAGAUUGCAGGUCAUCAAGCUCUUAUAUGUCGGAAUCAGCAGUUGUACGAUUCUAAAAACGGCCCUCCCAAGGGAUUCCCUUUGCCAUUUUUAGUUGUGAAGACUGCACCUCAUGCUACAGUUGAGAUUGAGAUUUCUGAGGAUAUGCAGUUGGUCCACUUCGACUUCAACAGCACACCUUUCUCUUUGCACGAUGAUGCUUACGUUCUAAAGUUGAUGCGCCACUACCGGCUCUUAGAGGGUGCACAGGCUUCCCAAACUUCUGCAGUGCUCUCUUCAUCUCCUUGCUCUGAUGUGGAUUCAUCAGUAGGAGGUAGACGGUAGACUUGUUCAUUCACUAUGAAACUGAUACUUUUUGAUGAAAUGAACAUGCACAUUUUCCCCCAAUAUUUCAUAUCUAGGUGACUAGGCUUGGGGGUUACACAUACAAUUAUUUUAUGUAUUCCAUAGAAUAAUCGGCGAAAAAAAAAGAAGAGAGAUGCUGGUAUAGGUUUACAGUUGGAUAGUUACAGUUGUGUGAUUUCAAUUCUUCUGAUACAACACUGGAAUUUCGACAAUACAAAGGAAUUAGAUAUUACAAACAA
Ipomoea triloba (trilobed morning glory) is the source of this 1286-nucleotide messenger RNA. RefSeq names its product transcription factor-like protein DPB. Gene Ontology annotation, molecular function: DNA-binding transcription factor activity, RNA polymerase II-specific; RNA polymerase II transcription regulatory region sequence-specific DNA binding. NCBI's taxonomy places the organism in Eukaryota, Viridiplantae, Streptophyta, Magnoliopsida, Solanales, Convolvulaceae. Gene Ontology annotation, cellular component: transcription regulator complex; nucleus. Bases 214 to 1026 code for a protein of 270 amino acids. The transcript is spliced from 10 exons. The record is from RefSeq and is a predicted model, not a curated record. Gene Ontology annotation, biological process: regulation of transcription by RNA polymerase II; regulation of cell cycle.